This is a messenger RNA of Rubroshorea leprosula, 2415 nucleotides long. The record is from the annotation of a GenBank genome assembly. NCBI's taxonomy places the organism in Eukaryota, Viridiplantae, Streptophyta, Magnoliopsida, Malvales, Dipterocarpaceae.
CUUUGUCUUCAGGGAAAUGGUUGCUUACAUUGCAAAUACAUUAAUUUUCAUUUUAAGUGGUGUUAUUAUAGCUAAAGGUUUUCUUCUGGAUGGCAAGACUUUUGUGAACCAUGAAUUCCAGCAUGAGCUUAACAACUAUCAGUUCAGAAACAGGAAGCCUAUUUGUUUUCUUCACUGGUGGAAUUGUAUUCUUGACGCUCAUUAUUAAUGGAUCAACUACACAAUUUAUUUUACAUUUUCUGGGUAUGGAUAAGCUUUCAGCAACCAAGAGACGUAUAGUGGACUAUACAAAGUAUGAAAUGUUGGAUAAAGCAUUAGAGGCUUUUGAAAAACUUGUAGAUGAUGAGGAACUUGGACCUGCUGACUGGCCUACUGUAAAGAAAUAUAUUGCAAGCUUAAAUAAUCUUGAGGGUGUCCAAGCAGCUUACUGGGGGAUGCUAGAUGAAGGGAGAAUUACACAGACUACUGCAAAUAUUUUGAUGCAAUCAGUGGAUGAAGCAAUUGAUGUAGCUUCUCGUGAGCCUUUAUGCGAUUGGAAAGGUUUAAAAGCUAUUGUCAACUUCCCAAAUUAUUACAGGUUCCUUCAAACAAGAAUGUUCCCACAAAAAUUGGUUACAUAUUUCACUGUGGAAAGACUGGAAUCUGCCUGUUACAUUUGUGCUGCAUUUCUUCGUGCCCAUAGAAUUGCACAAAGGCAACUUCAUGACUUUUUAGGUGACAGUAACAUUGCUUGUAUGGUCAUUAAUGAAAGUGUGGCAGAAGGAGGAGAGGCAAGAAAGUUCUUGGAAGAUGUUCGUCUAACAUUUCCUCAGGUUUUGCAUGUUGUUAAGACAAGACAAGUAGCAUAUUCAGUGCUGAACCAUCUGCUUGACUAUGUUCAAAACCUUGAAAAAGUUGGAUUAUUGGAAGAGAAGGAGAUGCUUCAUCUUCAUGAUGCUGUCCAGACUGACUUAAAAAAGCUUUUAAGGAAUCCUCCUUUAGUAAAGAUUCCAAAAGCUGUUCAUCCUUUCCUGGGGGCCCUUCCCCCUGCUCUGUGUGAACAACUUGAAGGUUCCCAAAAAGAAAUAACGAAAACUCGUGGUGUGACUCUUUACAAGGAAGACUCCAACCCAAAUGGUAUCUGGCUUAUUGCUAAUGGGAUUGUUAAGUGGACAAGUAAGAGCAUAAAGAACAAGCACUCCCUCCACCCAACCUUUACUCAUGGAAGUACUUUGGGCCUUUAUGAAGUGCUAACUGGAAAACAACACUACAUCUGUGACAUGAUAACGGAUUCUAUGGUUCUCUGCUUUUUCCUUGAAAGUGACAAAAUACGGUUUCUAAGAUCACAUCCUGAAGUAGAAGAUUUCCUGUGGCAGGAAAGUGCCAUUGUUCUUGCUAAACUUUUGCUUCCUCAAGUAUUUGAGAAAAUGGCAAUGCAGGACUUACGAGCACUUGUUACAGAAAGGUCAGUAAUGAAGACAUACAUAAGCAGAGAAAGUAUGGAAGUACCUCCCCAAUAUGUUGGCUUCUUGUUGGAAGGAUUCGUAAAACCUCACGGUGUGCAAGAAGAGUUGAUUGCAUCACCAGCAGUUCUUUUGCCUUUGCAACAAAAUCAAAGCUCCCACAGUGUAGAUACAUCAGGUGCCAAGGCAGCCAGUUUUUCUUAUCAGGGAUCUUGGUACCGAGUUGAAUCAAGAGCAAGAAUAAUCCUCUUUGAUACUGCAUCAUUUGUAGUUGAUAAUGCACUUUCAAGAAGGUCAUCCCAAUUGUCUGCAACUGAUUCUAGGCAUAGAUCUCUACGUAGAGAACAUGGUGGUCUUAUGAGUUGGCCUGAACAUUUCUAUAAGGUGCCGCACCCAGAGCAGGACCAUGGAGGCCCUGGAGGUACCAGUCAACAAGCUAAAAGCUUAUCUGCCAUAGCAAUGCGGCUAAGCAUCUUUGGUAGCACGGUUGAAUCGAAACCACGUGGUCGAAGUUUUACAAGGGUCAGACCGGAGACAUCAUCUAGCCUGUCAUAUCCAAGAAUUCCUUUAUCCCCUGACCGCCCCCUUAUUUCUGUGAGAUCAAAGGGAGCAGCUACUUUAAGGAAAAAUCUUGUGAGAAAUUUGGCAGGACAGGAUCCUGCACCACCAAUGCUGAGUAGAGAAGAUAAAGAGGGUCAGAUAACCAACGACUCUAGUGACGAGUCUGGUGAUGAAAAUGAGCAUGUAAUAAGAAUUGAUUCGCCAAGCACACUGUCUUACCGCCAUGCUUCUUGAAGGUUCGUUGCCAUCCUUGACACGAUUGUAAAUUUGCUCCCUGUAUUUUUGCAGAACUUGAUAUAGGCUUUCAUUAGACAACGUUGUCCGAUGCUGUCCUAUAGAUGUAACUAUUAGAAAUAUUGUAUUAUACUACCAUGAAAAGUAUUUUAGUAUUUAAUAAUUAUAUUUUAAAAGA